UCUCAAAAGGCAGCCUCUUUUUGGCUUCAGCUUUCUAUAUAAACCUUCGACUACAUUGCCCUACUUUCAGUCGCAUGCAGAUCCUCCUCCUCCUCUAUCUGUAAACCUGCAACUCACUUCAAUCAUUGCAAUUCUUCUCCUCAAAGACUUUCCAGUUUUGAAUCUUCUCGUUUUUCUCUGCAUUGUUAUACGCAGACUCUUUCUCUCCAUCUCCAUAUCAUGGACCCCAUCAGAAUGGAGAAGCUCCAUGCCAUGGCCAAAUACAAGAAAACCCAAUUCGACUUCCUGCGUCAGCUCACCAAAUACACGCUCUCUGUGGUUCUGCUGGGCUUGUUUCUUUCAUGCCCACUGUGGCUUCCUCCCCUCUGUACCUGCAUUAAGUCUUUUGCCUUCGUUUCGGUCCCGAAAGCCGUCACAUACGUUCUUCGCCCGAAGAUCUUGUUUGUAAUCUCAAACGUCAUUGUCUUCAUCCUUCUUGGUGAAUCCAAGCUUCUGGGUUCUUCAAAUUCAGCACCAGACAUCUAUGACGAGUAUGUCAAGAGGAAGAAGAGCUACAACCAAAAGCUCUGCGUUCCUGCCGCUGCCGAGAAAGAAGUUUGCUAUGAAGAGAAGCCAGUGAUCGAAUCGUCAAUUUUAAAAGUUAAGAAUAUGAAAGACACGGUGAAGGAUGAGGAGGAAAAUGGAGAUGAAGAUGGCGAGGAGAUGGAAGGUAAGCAAACUAUUGAAGACUUGGAGGAAGAGGAGAAGGAAAUAGAAGCCAAGAGGGGUAUAGCAGAAUUAAAUGAAGCGGAAGAGGAAGAACAGGAAGCGGAGGAAAUAGAAGCUAAAAGGGGUAUAGAAGAAUUAGAGGAUGAAGAGGAAGAAGAGUGUGGUUUACCUGUUGAUGAAUUGAAUAAGAAGAUUGAGGAUUUUAUUGCUAAAUUUAACCAACAAAGGAGGCUUGAAGCUAGAAUGCUUUUCCUAAGUGGCUGAAGGGAAGGAAGACAACCAACAAGUAAAUAGGCACAGAUCGAAGUUUUGGCAUAACAUCAGCAACAAUGCAGUGAUUCUUAGUCCUUCUGGUUAUGUAUAUGUAGACUCGAUUUUGAUCCCUUUUGAGUCUUCCUUGAAGAAAAAUCAUGUCUGUAGUUAUAGACAAGAAAGAAAAAAAAACCAUUUUGGAAUGGUUAUCAACAAGUUGGUCUAUCUGUAUAACUUUUAUAAGUCUCGCAAAAACCCAUUAGUUUAAUUGACAUCAUCCCUGCAAGCAUUAACCCGUUUUC
Nymphaea colorata (pocket water lily) is the source of this 1262-nucleotide messenger RNA. RefSeq lists its product as uncharacterized. The transcript has a single exon. The record is from RefSeq and is a predicted model, not a curated record. NCBI's taxonomy places the organism in Eukaryota, Viridiplantae, Streptophyta, Magnoliopsida, Nymphaeales, Nymphaeaceae. The coding region runs from base 220 to 972 and encodes 250 amino acids.